AGCUAAUUAAACCCAUCGACAAACACACAUAUAUGUCUACAUCUCCGACAAUGUCUCGUACAGGCGAAAGUUCAUCAGGCUCAUCCUCCGACAAGACGAUAAAGCUAUUCGGCUUCGACCUCAAUAGCGGCAAUCGCUCGCCGGAAAUCACGACGGCGGAAAGCGUGAGCUCGUCCACAAACACGACGUCGUUAACAUUGAUGAAAAGACUUGAGUGCCAAUACUGUGGCAAAGAGUUCGCAAAUUCUCAAGCCUUAGGAGGUCACCAAAACGCCCACAAGAAAGAGAGGUUGAAGAAGAAGAGGCUUCAGCUUCAAGCUAGACGAGCCAGCAUCGGCUAUUAUCUCACCAGCCACCAACAACCCAUAACGACGUCAUUUCAGAGACAAUACAAUACGCCGUCAUAUUGUGCCUUCUCAUCUAUGCACGUGAAUAAUAAUCAGAUGGGUGUGUACAACGAGGAGUGGUCGUCGAGGUCGUCGCAGAUUAGCUUCGGUAAUAAGGACACGUGCCAAGAUCUUAAUGAACAAAGUGGUGAGAUGGGUAAGCUGUACGGUGUACGACCGAACAUGAUUCAGUUCCAGAGAGAUCUGACUUCUCGUUCUGAUCAGAUGAGAAGUAUUAAGUCGCUGGAUCUUCAUCUAGGUUUUGCCGGAGAUACGGCAUAACAAAGCGAGAGAUAUAUGAUUAAGAUUAUAUGUACUAAUGGUGUAUUUUAUUGGGAUCAGGAAGGAAAAAAAAAACGAGACAUAGUAUUCUUGAUGCAAUUUGAGUUUUAUUUAUUUAGGUUUAUGUAUGUAUUUGAAAUGAAUUCAUUCCAAAUGA
Messenger RNA from Arabidopsis arenosa, 825 nucleotides. Lineage: Eukaryota; Viridiplantae; Streptophyta; Magnoliopsida; Brassicales; Brassicaceae. The record is from the annotation of a GenBank genome assembly.